AUGGACGACUUUAAUGACGAAGAGUUAGUUGGACUAGUUUUACAACUAGUUGGAGAUGUUUUAUUUUUCUCUUCGUCGGAAGAUAGUGAGGAUAAUGAUCAUGGCUUUGAACUUGCAGUACCGUUUGUAACUGCCAAAAAUGCAAUACCUAGAAUGGAAAAUUAUGUCGAAAAAAUUGUACCUCAGUUUGACGAUGGACAAUUCAAAUCCCAUUUCCGAAUGCUCCCGGAAACGUUUGAAUUCAUAUUGAAAAUAAUUGCACCAAAAUUGGUUAGGAAAAAACCUGGCUGUCCAACUAUUGAACCUAAUAAGCAGUUGCUCUUAGCAAUUUGGAAAAUUGCAACCCCGGAUUCAUACAGGUCAAUUUGUGAAAAAUGUAAUGUGGGGAGAGCAACUGCGUUGAAAUGUGUGAGAAGAGUGGUUAAUGCUUUAGAAAUUCUAGCACCGGCUUUUAUUGCAUGGCCUGAUGAGGAAAGAUCAAUGGUCAUUAGAAAUGGAUUUUUUGCCACCAGUAACUUUCCUAAUGUCCUCGGAGCAAUAGAUGGAACCCAUAUUAAUAUUCCUGCACCUCAUGAUCGUCCAGAGUCUUACGUGAACAGGAAAGAUCACCAUUCGAUUCAACUUCAAGCAUAA
Messenger RNA from Metopolophium dirhodum (rose-grain aphid), 633 nucleotides. RefSeq lists its product as uncharacterized. The record is from RefSeq and is a predicted model, not a curated record. The transcript is spliced from 4 exons. Lineage: Eukaryota; Metazoa; Arthropoda; Insecta; Hemiptera; Aphididae. The coding region runs from base 1 to 633 and encodes 210 amino acids.